Molecule: messenger RNA, 666 nt
Organism: Capsicum annuum
Lineage: Eukaryota; Viridiplantae; Streptophyta; Magnoliopsida; Solanales; Solanaceae
Exons: 4
Coding region: 1-666 (221 amino acids)
Source: RefSeq, a predicted model, not a curated record
AUGGGCAAAUCUGUAGAAGAUGAGGUAAUUGUUGAUGAACCCAAAGAAAGUAAUCUAGUAGAGUCUGAGAAGUUGGAUAGUUCUACUGAUAAUUUGGAGAAGGAAAACGAGAAGGAAGAGGAAGUGAAAAAGGUUGAUGAUGUAAAAUUUGGCAAGUUCAUGGCAAUGCUCAAGCAAUUUACAAUUAAUGUUCCUUUGAUUGAGGCACUUGAGCAAAUUCAAGGCUAUGAAAAGUUCAUGAAAGACCUCAUCACAAAGAAGAGAAAGGCUGACCUAGGAGCGUUCACUAUUCCGUGCAAAGUUGGGUCUCUAGAUGUUGCAAAGGCAUUAUGUGAUUUGGGUGCCAGCAUGAAUCUGAUACCACUGGCUGUAUAUAAGAAGCCCUGUUUACAAGUUUUGACACCCACAAACAUGCAAUUGGUAAUGGCAGACAGGUCGAUAAAAUGGCUUAUUGGAAUUUUAAAUGAUGUGUCGGUAAAAGUAGCAGACUUUAUUCUUCCUGUGGAUUUUAUGGUGGCUAAGCAAGCCAAGUGGUGCGAGGCACAUCUAUAUGCUUUUGCCAAACAGCUUGCUGCUACUGUGGACAAAAGAAUCAAGGUUGCACUUGAGCCUUUUAUGACAUUGCCUGGGCGGGUUGCAGAAUUGAAGAACAGAUUUGAUGCCUAG